CUAUUUUUUCCUACAUUUACUCAUUUACUCCUAUUUAGUCGAUCCAUUAUCCAAUGAUCAAAUUACCAACUGAUCAAUUUGUCUACUUGACUUAAAAAAAAAAAAAAAAAAAAAAACAGAGGAAAACAGAGAGUGAUUCAAGCACAAAAAUGGCAGCAACAAUCAAAAGGAUCAAAUUGGGUACUCAAGGUUUAGAAGUUUCUGCUCAAGGUCUAGGAUGUAUGGGAAUGUCUGCUUUUUAUGGCCCUCCUAAAUCUGAGGAGCAAAUGAUCCCACUUAUUCAUCAUGCUAUUAAUUCUGGUAUCACUUUUCUUGAUACUUCAGACAUGUAUGGACCUCAUACCAAUGAAAUUCUUCUUGGAAAGGCCUUGAGAGGGUGGAGGGAGAAAGUUGAAUUAGCUACCAAAUUUGGUGUCAAAUAUAUCAAUGGAAAAGGAUCAAUUCAUGGUGAUCCUGCAUAUGUAAGGGCUGCUUGUGUGGGAAGCUUGAAACGACUCGAUAUUUACUGCAUUGAUCUCUAUUAUCAACACCGCCCUGAUACUAAAGUUCCCAUCGAAGUCACGAUGGGAGAACUAAAGAAUCUUGUGGAGGAGGGUAAAAUAAAGUACAUAGGUCUAUCUGAAGCAUCGGCUUCAACUAUCAGAAGAGCACACGCAGUUCACCCCAUAUCAGUAGUCCAGUUGGAAUGGUCCUUAUGGACAAGAGAUGUGGAGACAGACAUAAUUCCUACCUGCAGGGAACUUGGGAUUGGGAUUGUGGCAUACAGUCCUCUAGGAAGAGGUUUUCUCUCUACAGGGCCCAAGAUAACAGAGAAUUUUUCAGAGGCUGACUACCGUCAGAAUUUGCCAAGGUUUAAGCCGGAAAAUGUUGAGCAUAACAAACAGAUAUUUGAGCGAGUGAGUGAAAUCGCAGCCAGAAAAGGAUGCACCCCCGCGCAGUUAGCCCUUGCAUGGGUCCAUCACCAGGGAGAUGAUGUAUGUCCUAUUCCCGGAACUACUAAGAUUGAGAAUCUAAACCAGAACAUUGGAGCCUUAUCUGUAAAGCUAACUCCCCAAGAUAUGACUGAGUUAGAAUCCCUUGCAUCAGAACAAAGUGUUAAGGGUGAUCGAUACGGAGGUCUUUCUCCUACCUGGAUGGACUCAGAAACCCCACCUUUGUCCUCAUGGAAACGGCCUCAAUGAAAUUGUUAUCUGCUUUCUCAAAUUUAUACAAGAGUUCAACAUAGAACUACUUUAGUUUUUGUUAUGAACUCCUAGUUAGCUUCAAUAAACCAUUUACUAUACUAUUUGAAUGAGGUACUUUGUCAAUUAAGUGCCUCCCAUUUAGGUUUACUCGGUUGUACUUUUUAGCAAACUCUUCCUAAAUUUGAGAUUAUUCAUGAUUAAUUAAAAGUUGAAAUUAUGAUAAAAAUGUGUGUUGGAUUUUUCUGAACAAUUUUUGCAAGAAUUAAAAACAAACCUUUCCUUCCCAAUAUUAGGUCCAAAAAAAUGAUCACGUUAGGACUGAAAAAUAUAAUCUAAGAGCAACCGUAGAAUAUAUUACAUGUGAUAACCUUAAAUUUUCCGCUUUUUCACGUGGUGGACAAAUAUUUUCUUUAAUCCACGUGGUGACCUUAACCUUCCUAUUUUUCCACGUGGUAGACAAAGGGGAAGUUUUUUGUUUAACUUUACAUUAUUUUUACCCAACGUAAUGAUUUUUUUUUUAUCAAAAAACAAACGUUGUGAUCACCCUAAUUAACCGCAUAUUUCGAAAUUCAAUCGAAAUAAGUACUUAAUUUAACCAAUAACUUAACAUUUUAUUUCUACCACAUGAAAAAGUUGAAAGCUCAAGGUCACAACGCGAAUUUAAAAAAAAUAUUUUUGUGGAAAACCCAAAAACUUAGGAUUACGACAUGAAAUUUCCCUUAAAAAAUCUAUCAAAAUUGAGAAUCAUAUGUUGACUUAUUGAUUACAUGCUUUCAUUUCCGCUCAUGUGAUACAUGUUCGAUUCUCGAUACCUUCAACACCAUCAAUUCUCCGCUGAAAAAGUCUUAU
This is a messenger RNA of Amaranthus tricolor (Joseph's coat), 2033 nucleotides long. Its product is annotated as probable aldo-keto reductase 4. Lineage: Eukaryota; Viridiplantae; Streptophyta; Magnoliopsida; Caryophyllales; Amaranthaceae. The record is from RefSeq and is a predicted model, not a curated record. The transcript is spliced from 5 exons. The coding region runs from base 150 to 1181 and encodes 343 amino acids. Gene Ontology annotation, cellular component: cytoplasm.